Caenorhabditis angaria is the source of this 2639-nucleotide messenger RNA. The record is from the annotation of a GenBank genome assembly. Lineage: Eukaryota; Metazoa; Nematoda; Chromadorea; Rhabditida; Rhabditidae.
AUGAUGACAAUCGAUAAUUGUUCCCAUGUGGAGAAAUCGCUCCGCGAAGGAAUCGUUUUCGCAUCUCGUAACAUCUCUGACAAAUACGGAAAAAUGCGAAUGGAUUUGAAUGUUCCAACGGCUGCAAGACAAAUAUUCAAUCAAUUAGAAAGUUUGGAGGAUAAUGCGAAAGUUUCUCAAUCGGAUUUCAACAAGAUUAUUGAAGAGAAUCAAAAAGAAAAUCCAUCACAGAUUGAGAAUAUCAAAAAACAAAUGGAAUGUUGUAGCGAAUUAUUGGAACUUGUUGAAAUUAUGAGGAAAAUUGAAGGGAAGUUGAUUGUUUUGAGAUCGAAUAGUUCGAAGAAAAGCGAUUGGGGAAAUUCUAUAAUUGAAUGCAAGAAUCAUUUGAGAGAAAUUGAAGAUUUGACUGUAAGUUUGAAGUAACUUCAAGAAACAGGUUUUUAGUAAAUAUAACAAUUUCAGAAAGUCAUGAAAUGCGGAGAUUUAAAUGUCGAAGAAGCUGUGAAACAUUUCGGCGCCGAAUUCGCUCAUCUCAAUUAUCAAUGCAGAUAUUUUUUGUCAGCAGACUAUGACAAUUAUUUCAAACUUCCAAAAAUCUCAACCAGAGGAAAACAAGAUAAAUCUAGUUUGAUCAUGUCAAUCAAAAAAUCGUCUAAUCCAUUAGAUACCGAAAAUAUAAAUCAAUGGUAUGUAGAAUUGUUAAAAUCUAGAUAAUUAUGUGUUUUUUUCCAGUCUCACCGCGAUGAACAUGAUUGGACAAUUAUCGGAACGUCUUCAAACUUGGAAAGUUCUAAUUGUCGAUGUUUUUUGUGAUACAAUUGCAAAUAGUCGAAAUGGUCAAAAUGUAUAUCAACUGGAUAAAGUAUUUCCAAAUGUUUCAACUUUCAAAUUGCUUACUCGCAUUAAAUCAACACCAAUUGCCGAAACAAUGGAUACAAAUGGUGUUUUGGAUACUAUGGAAAGAUUUUUCAGUGAUUUGGCUGAAGUUUUGGAUGGUUAUGAAUUAUAUGAUGCAACUGGAAAAUGUUUCAUCUCAACUAUUGGAAAUUAUUGUGAAGAUGACUUGAUGCAACUUGUUUUAAAGGUAGGUUCUCGAUUAUUUGGCAAUGAUAAGAAAUUCAAAUUUAUUUCCAGGAUAUAAUUUCGGUAGCUGCUCCACUCUCCGAAUUUGAACAAGAUGAAAAAUUGUUUUUACAAGUUUUAGAAAGAGGUGAAAAGUUUGUGGAACACAUGAAAUCUUUAAAAUUUUUCUCACAAUCGGCAAAACUUUUGGAUAUUUCAAGUUUCGAAAAUUCAACAAUUCUUGUCAAUCGUCGUUGUUUUGCAAUUGUUAAAAAAGCCCAAGAAAUAAUCGAAGAAACUUAUGAAAAAGUUGAAAGUGUUGGUGGAAGUGGAGAAAUGAUUCAAGACGAAGAUACUCUAUCAAAACUGUAUUCCAAUAUUCAAAAAUUACAAAAAACCGAUAAUUAUCUGGAAAAUAUUUUGAAGGCCGGAGGAGAUGGCGCUUUUCCACCAAUAUUUGUUAUGCAAAAAUGUUGUGUUAGUGCAUCAGCGGUGAAAUUUGUGAAUUUAUUGAAGAACACUAUCAAAGCAGCUUUUGAUACUGAAGAUGAGGUAAGUCCAACAACAUAAAUACGAGGAAAUUUAUGAAUAAAUAAAUAAUUAUACAGAUUGCUCAAUCGCGAAUUUCAUUGACAGCUCAAAAUAUUGUUCGUCUAUAUAUUAUUCAAUCCAGUCGAAAACAUGCCAAUCAAAUACAAUCAAUUCCUUCAGUUGCUGCAUUGUUUUACAAUAAUUGUUAUUUCAUUGCUCAUUCUAUUAUGACAUUAUCAUUUGAAUUCAAUAAUGAUAAGAAGAAGAAACAAAAACAAUUAUUGGAACCAUUAUUGAUUGAUUCAAUUGGAAGAUUACGAGAUGUUGCAGCUGAAAGUCUUGAAAAUACUCUUUUGAGAUGUCGCCGAGAUUUGUCACUUUUCCUCGAUGAUCCAAAUAUUUUCGAGCAUUUACCAAAAGGCUACAAAACUCCGCAAAACACAUUCAGUUUCACUGACAAUCAAUUUGUUUCAAAUAAAAAUGAGCCGAAAUUGGUGCAAUCUUUGGCUGCGUGUCUUUUGCAUAUUCGAUCAAUGUCAAAUAGUUGGAGAGAAAUUAUGCCUGAAGUUGUUUAUUGUAAAUCGAUUGGAAGUUUGGUGAAUUUCUUGUUGGAAUCACUUGUAAAACAUGUUAUUUCGAAAAGUGAUAUUCGAGAAAAUGAUGCGAAUGCUAUGACUGACAUUUUCAAACAUGUUAUUGAUGCGGUUGAUGCAAUUAUGACGGUUUGUUGUUUUUUUUUAAUUAGGGAAACUUUACUUAGAGAUUCCUUCAAAGGUUUUACAACACCAAGAAUGAACAAAAUUGCAAAAAAUAUGAAUUUUCAGUUGCGCGGACGUUCACAAACAACUGAUUUUUGUUCGGAACAAUAUUUCCGUCUUCAUGAAAUAAUAUUUGUUUUGGCAAAUCGAAUGCAAGAUAUCGAAAUGAGAUGGUUUAAUGGAAAAGGCCCAAUGGCAGAACAUUUGAAUGAAAAAGAAGUUGUCGGAUUAAUCAAAUCACUUUUCGCCGAUUCGCAACAAAGAAAAGAUUUGAUUUCUAGGUUAUAG